Molecule: messenger RNA, 554 nt
Organism: Ilex paraguariensis (yerba mate)
Lineage: Eukaryota; Viridiplantae; Streptophyta; Magnoliopsida; Aquifoliales; Aquifoliaceae
Source: the annotation of a GenBank genome assembly
GCCCCGCAAAAGACCUAUAAUACUUGUCAACAAGCAUAGAAAGAAUCAAAAUUUUCAUUCAUGUUUACUCUGGGUUACUUGUUGCUUUGUCUUCUGAUCAAAGUGGUGAACUGUGAUGAUGGCUUCACCUUCUAUGAAAUCCUGAAACUAGGUGAAGUAUCAGAGAUAUCACCUGAUGGUCUUUUAAAGCAUGCUAACCAAACAACUUGGGGUGUGGUUCCUGUUCUCUACUCAGUUCCCCUGAGCUUCAAGAAUUCCUCCAAAGGUAAUGCCUCAUCUUUCUCCACUGUGUUUGUAUUCAGCAUUGUUCCUGAAUUUCGAACCCCAAAUCGCGGAUUUGGACUAUCGUUUUCGAUUAUACCCUCAAAAGUGGUUCCUGGAAUUGUAACAUCCAAACUUUAUGGCUUGAUCAAUGAAACUCAGGACGGAGACCCAAAAAAUCAUGGCUUCGCCAUCGAAUUUGACACAUCCCAAGAGUUAGAUGUUGGAGAUAUCAAUGACAAUCAUGUUGGACUUAAUCUCAACAGCAUCAGAUCAACUAAUUCCACUCCUGC